AUGGUCCGGUUGAGGGUUCCGCUACACGAUGGCGAGAGCUAUGAAGGCGAUCCUUGGGCUCAUCUUUCUCAACUAUACAGCCUCAUGCGACAACGAUAUUUAUCGGAAGAGGAACAGCGCACCAUGGAAGCAGCCAUUACGCAGUUGUAUUCUUCUGCGCGUGCCGAACCCGUUAUGCUAAAUUCAGCUUCGUGCUGUGCAAUCCGACAACAGGAGGUCUGGAAGCUGGUUCUGAACAAAGAGUGGAGGAAUGCAGGCAUUCGAGUGGGUCCGCCUACAGAGUCAUUAUCUGUCGCUCUAGUACUCGGCGUCAUCGCUACAGGACACCAUAUUUUAGAGACUGCGACUGCUGCUACUCACAUGGAUCUAAGCUCGUCGCGGCAAGUAUUCGCUGAGGCAUGUACACGGAUCACACUUUUCCUACUUGGCCAUAACUCGUUGCUGAAACUGCAGGCUCUCAUAACUCUAGCAAGUUGUUGCAUGCCACCGUCGGCAUAUCGAAUGGAGCAGGCUGACAGUUUCCAGGCAAUCGUGUCGGUGCGCAGUAACAAUGCGAGCGCUUUUGACUUGAUCUCCAACGUAGAAGCCUGCGCACGCAUAUUACAAGCCGGUCAUGCGUCAUUGCCUGAAUCUCAGUUGUUACGUGAGGACGCAAAGCUGCACAACCUCAAUCUGGCAUUCGGUGCGGCAUACUGCCUCGAGCACCAUUUUGAUACAAGUAUUAGUCUAGAAAUGAGAGAACUAUGGCCACCAUUACAGGAUUCAACGCUUAUGUAUCAACCUACAGAUAUGUACCUAACUUCAUCUGAAAUCGCCAAACCAGAGGUAUAA
Molecule: messenger RNA, 831 nt
Organism: Pseudomassariella vexata
Lineage: Eukaryota; Fungi; Ascomycota; Sordariomycetes; Amphisphaeriales; Pseudomassariaceae
Exons: 3
Coding region: 1-831 (276 amino acids)
Source: RefSeq, a predicted model, not a curated record